UGCAUGCGCCACGUCCGUCUCAUAACACCCUCAAUGACAGUUUUGCAAACAUUUUAUAUGUUUCUUUGGUAACUCUGGUAGUUGUACUGUAAACCGACAGCAAUGCAGAGAGCCACACACACAGCUUUAACACUAUUUGAACGAUCGCAUGUGGUUCACCGUUGUUUGAGAUGCAGAGUUCCUCUGCAGCUGACCUCACGCGCAUACAGUAUAGUCCCGCCCCCGCGUGACAGUGAGGAGAAGGAGAUGCUGGACCGAAUCCUGCGUGUGGACCAUGCAGGUGAAUACGGGGCCAACCGCAUCUAUGCCGGCCAGAUGGCAGUGUUGGGUAGAUCUCAGACUGGACCGCUCAUACAGCAAAUGUGGGAUCAAGAAAAGAAACAUCUUGAAAAAUUCAAUGAAAUCCUGGCAGAGAACAGAGUUCGGCCCACAGCGCUGUUACCUCUCUGGAACAUCGCAGGAUUUGUAUUAGGGGCAUCGAGUGCACUGCUGGGAAAAGAAGGGGCCAUGGCCUGCACCGUGGCAGUGGAGGAGAGUAUCUCUGAACAUUACAACAGCCAGAUAAGAGCUCUGAUGGAGAAAGACCCAGAGAGAUACACUGAGCUCCUAGAAGUAAUAAAAGAGUUCAGAGAUGAUGAGAUGGAGCAUCAUGAUACAGGAGUAGAGCAUGAUGCUGAGUCAGUACCUGGAUACUGGCUACUAAAAAAUGCGAUACAGCUGGGCUGCAAAGCUGCAAUAUACGUCUCUCAACGUGUCUAACAUAUUUAAUGAGUUUCAGCCACUUUAAUUUUGAUAUGCUGUAUGUGGACUUGAGUUUUAUCUCAACCCUGUGCAACAACAUCCUGCCAAAAAUGACACAUACAAAUGUAUACUGGUAUUAAAAUACAGAUUUAUUUACUUUGUAUGGUGUUGGAAACAAACCUUCCUUCAUUAAAUGACACACAUUUACAGUGA
This is a messenger RNA of Sphaeramia orbicularis (orbiculate cardinalfish), 954 nucleotides long. It is a transcript of the gene coq7, whose product is annotated as coenzyme Q7 homolog, ubiquinone (yeast). Gene Ontology annotation, biological process: ubiquinone biosynthetic process; determination of adult lifespan; regulation of gene expression. The transcript has 6 exons. Gene Ontology annotation, molecular function: 3-demethoxyubiquinol 3-hydroxylase activity. NCBI's taxonomy places the organism in Eukaryota, Metazoa, Chordata, Actinopteri, Kurtiformes, Apogonidae. Gene Ontology annotation, cellular component: mitochondrial inner membrane; nucleus. The coding region runs from base 103 to 759 and encodes 218 amino acids. The record is from RefSeq and is a predicted model, not a curated record.